AAUAUUCGAUUGGUAGAUGUUAUGUAAUACGAUAAAUUUGUUACUUUACUAUAGUGAAUUGUGUGAUUCGUUUUAUUAUAUUGUGAAAAUACGUAAGAAUUGGCAGCUACGAGUUUUUUUACUUAUGUUUUCAAUAAACGGCUAAUUUAAUUAAAAAGCGCUACUAUGUUUGGAGAGUAUCUAAGGAAAUUUACAUAUGAUCAUACUAAAGAAGGAAAGGAGCCUUUUCAUAAAUUAAUAGGACUUGGGAAAUAUGCUUACAUAGGUGCUGCUACGACAGCUUCAUUUGAUCUUUGUGUUGCACGACCAACACCUCAUAAAUAUGAAAACUUUAUUCGGGGUGGAAAACAUUUUCUGGUUUGGAUAGGUGCAUCGUCAGCAUUUACUCUUACUGUAUUGUUUUUAACUAAUAUCAGAAAAAAAGACGAUCCAUGGAAUUACUUUUAUGGCACAUUGGUUGCUGGCGGCUUUGUUUAUUCUCUUGUUCCCAGAGGCGGUAUUAUAACUAUGUUGACUGCAUAUGGAUCUUUAGGAGCAGCACUUUAUAAAUACCAGCUUUUAAAUGGUUAUAAACCAGAAAAAUUUAGGACUUUAGAAUCACAGAUGCUUUUUAAUUUCGACAGAUCGCCUGAUGUAAGAUAUUCAAACCCAGGUUAUUCUUUUUAUGUAAAAUGAAACUUUACUGAGUUGUUUAGUUACACAAUAUUAUUUGACUAGCCUAUAUAAGGUUAGUUUUAAAUAAUAUUUUCAGAAUACAUUUGAAGUAGUAAAAUGUAAUUUCUCCAAGUGUAUGUAAGAAAACAUAAUAAAAUAUCAAUAAUAAGUUA
Molecule: messenger RNA, 827 nt
Organism: Polistes canadensis
Lineage: Eukaryota; Metazoa; Arthropoda; Insecta; Hymenoptera; Vespidae
Gene: ND-B14.7
Exons: 3
Coding region: 166-675 (169 amino acids)
Biological process (GO): mitochondrial respiratory chain complex I assembly
Source: RefSeq, a predicted model, not a curated record